UCCAGUCCUCCUUUUUUUUUUUUUCACUGUUUUUCUGUUGUCUUUUACGUUUGUGGUUGCCGUCGUUGGACUAAAACAACCCACACUCAAGAAGAAGGAAGGUUGCUCAUACAACCCAAAACAAAAACUUCAAGGCGCGCUCGACUCAAAAAAAAAAACACAACAUCAACAAAACAACACAUGCAAGGCUUUACCUUUGCUCGCCUACGACGAUCCCGGUCAUUGCUGACCGCCGUUGUCGCCAUCAUCCUGUUUGUCAUUUACUACUUGCUGAGCACACGGUCAUGGGCCUGGUACAAUCACGUCGAACCAAAUACUCAGAUUGUCUGCGACAUGACGGAUGAAGACUACGAAUCACUGAUGGACAUGGGCGAGCGCCUGAUUCGCAUUUUUGACAAGUUGCACAUCAAGUACUGGCUCGUCUACGGCUCGCACAUUGGCGCUCUCCGAUACCAGGGGCCCAUUCCAUGGGACACGGACAUUGAUCUCGGCAUUGAGUGGGAAACCCUCAAGCCGCACUAUCCCGAUGCCUUCUUUGCGGCAUGCAGGGCAGAAGGCUUGAGGGUUGACUACCGCGGCUGGGGCGGAUUUUUCCGCAUCGAGAACGACCGCUCUCGAUCCGAUCUCAUGCUGUUUACCGACUACUGGGGGAACGGAUGGAUGAAUCGCAUGGGCAUCGAGUCGUGGCUCUUCUUUAUCAACUACUGGACGUACCACAUCUUCCCCGCAGCUCUGGUUCGCGACCCUCUGCCCGAGUACAAGUUUGGCCGUCUGCAGAUGACAAGCACCCACGAUGGCAUCCAGGUGCUCAAGUAUCACUAUCCCCACGACUGGGAACGGGAAGUUCGUCCCACUGGUUGUGAGAACGCUGUGAUUCGCAAGCGAAAUUGAGCUUGGAGGACCAAGUUCCAACCACCCCCCCAUCUAUUACCUUCCUAAUUGUUGCGUCUUAAGCUUUCUUCCGGCUCCAACUCCGUUCCAAUGAACCGGGCCACUGAGUUUCACCCCCCCCCCUGCUAUUUGUUUUCCGUAAUUAGUUGAAUCUUUCUGUCGUGUGUGAAUUCUUGUCAUGAACGCGCUGUCCUGGUUGACAGUGCCUCGUGUACAACACAAUCCAGUCAAAUUUUUUUUGUGUAAAGUAUGGAUC
Molecule: messenger RNA, 1147 nt
Organism: Capsaspora owczarzaki ATCC 30864
Lineage: Eukaryota; Filasterea; Ministeriida; Capsasporidae
Exons: 2
Coding region: 181-891 (236 amino acids)
Source: RefSeq, a predicted model, not a curated record